UUAUGCAUUACACUCAUUCGUAAACAACAGAGUACCCCGAGUCUUUGCUUUCUGCUUAUUUUUUAUCGGGUAUUCCUUUGUAGCCUUCAUAUUCGUUUCGUUGGGACGUUUUUCAUUUUUGUUUCCAACGCUCGCAACGAACAACCAAACCAAACGAAAGCGCGCGCUUCAAGCAGUUCAAUUAAAAGAGGGAUAAAAACCAAUAAAACAACCAGGAAAUUGGAUAAGAAUUGUCUUGAUAAGUCUUUUCCACAAUCCGAAUCCGAACGAUGAUUAGCAGCAUAUUCUCCCGACUGACCAUACUUACGUUUGGCACCUUGUAUCCUGCAUAUUACUCUUUCAAAACGGUUCGUGCCAAAUCUGUUGAUGAAUAUAUGAAAUGGAUGACAUAUUGGAUAGUGUUUGCCAUUUUCACAGCGGCUGAAACGUUUACUGAUGUGUUCCUGAAAUGGUUGCCGUUCUAUUAUGAAUUAAAAAUAUUGCUAAUUUUUUGGCUACUACCAUCCAUGGGUAAUGGAAGCCCAGUAGUUUAUCGCAAGUGUUUGCAUCCAUUUUUGAAGAAACAUGAGACACGUAUUGAUAGAACUUUGCAGGAAGUCAAGCACCGAGGUCAAGAUAUGGUAUUCCAUUAUGCCAGUGAAGCAGUUAUGUUCCUAGGUCGUGCUGUUAUGAAUGUCGUACAGAAAAAUAUGCCUCAUGGUGUAUUAUCAUUGUUGGCGAAUCAUGGAAUCAAUGACAACAGAUCAACUAUGCAACCAGUAGCAAAUUCUACUCUGGUUAUUGAGGAACAGCCAAUACCAAGUACUUCUUCGGGAGGUCAUAAAGUACCAAGUAGACGUAAGUCACCAGGCAGAAGGGCGGCCAGUGAAGCACCAAUAAAUGAGCAGCAGCACCAGUCAUCGCAUAACAACAACAAUACGAAGGCAAGGAAUCGUCGAGCCCGCUCAGUAAAAAAUGAAUCUGAUUUGGACAUUAAUUUAAACGAAAGUUAAAUGGUUUAUGUUUCUUUUAUUUUAUUUAUGUUUUGAGAAUUU
Molecule: messenger RNA, 1034 nt
Organism: Musca domestica (house fly)
Lineage: Eukaryota; Metazoa; Arthropoda; Insecta; Diptera; Muscidae
Product: receptor expression-enhancing protein 1-like
Exons: 1
Coding region: 270-992 (240 amino acids)
Biological process (GO): endoplasmic reticulum tubular network organization
Cellular component (GO): endoplasmic reticulum tubular network; cytoplasmic microtubule; endoplasmic reticulum membrane
Molecular function (GO): microtubule binding
Source: RefSeq, a predicted model, not a curated record